AUUUGAAGCCUUGAAAGAUAUAUAACGGCCCAGUUAGACUUGACUUAGGGCUUCUUUGUUUUCAAGUUAAAAAGGUUCGCAUCUUCAUCUUCUCACCUUUGCCUCGCGUACGCAGCCGCAAAUCGGACGACUUCAAGAUGCCGUCGCACAAGUCGUUCAUGAUCAAGAAGAAGCUUGCGAAGAAGAUGAGACAGAACAGGCCUAUUCCUCACUGGAUUCGCCUCCGUACCGACAACACCAUCAGGUACAAUGCCAAGCGCAGGCACUGGCGUAGAACCAAGCUCGGAUUCUAGAUGAAUGCGAUAAUCAAGAUUGUUCUUUUCUUUUGGGAUUAGUCUCAAGUUUUCUGAUUCUAAGUGAUAUGACUUUUGUCAGAGAUUUAUGUAAGACUUAUAGCACUCUUUUGAGUGAUGUUACCAAAUAUCCUAUGGCAAGAGUUACUUCAUGUCA
Raphanus sativus (radish) is the source of this 450-nucleotide messenger RNA. RefSeq names its product 60S ribosomal protein L39-1. The transcript is spliced from 3 exons. Gene Ontology annotation, molecular function: structural constituent of ribosome. Gene Ontology annotation, cellular component: ribosome; cytosolic large ribosomal subunit. The record is from RefSeq and is a predicted model, not a curated record. Lineage: Eukaryota; Viridiplantae; Streptophyta; Magnoliopsida; Brassicales; Brassicaceae. Bases 138 to 293 code for a protein of 51 amino acids. Gene Ontology annotation, biological process: translation.